This is a messenger RNA of Pocillopora meandrina, 2185 nucleotides long. The record is from the annotation of a GenBank genome assembly. NCBI's taxonomy places the organism in Eukaryota, Metazoa, Cnidaria, Anthozoa, Scleractinia, Pocilloporidae.
AUGCGUCUUUUUUUAUUUCUUAAGAGCUCUUGGUCUCAAGGCCGAAAAGGAAAACAUUACUUCUACCACACCAGGUCUGUUCGCAUGCAAGAAGAUCUCCUUUCAGUAUCAUUUCUAUGGCGGAAAGCAAGUAAAAGUCUUUACCUCCGUUGGCCAUACAAAGAAGAGCCAUGUCCUCGUAAUGGUGGCGCGAUCUGGGUUGACGAUGUCAUUGAAAGUGGAUUGACAGCAUGCGUUAGAGACAGCUCUAACAGUACUAAGGAAGUGAACUGGAUUGCUGUUCGGACCGCACCGUCGGGAUCGCAAAUAAACACCAAAUUGCUGAGCUCUUGGACAACUGGGACGGAAUGUGAGAGGAUGGAUUUCCAACAGGUAGAGUUGUGUUAAUCAACGAUUGAUUAAACAAGCGUGCUUUCGAAAACAAAGGCACUUGACCUUCCAUUAAACUCGCCGUAUGCAAUGUUCGAUAAUCUUUUAUAACCCGCUAACCCUGUGCAAAUCCUUACGCUUUCUCUGUUAAAGAAAAAAGCUCUUAUCCUUUUGGAUCUGAAAGAUGUUAGCGUUGUUCCUUUCCAACCUAUGUUUAAUCCAUAGCCUCACUGAACCCCAUUUAAUUUAUUAAAUAUAUUAACUCAAUUUACAAUUUCUUAUCUUUAAUAUCAUUAUUUUUAUCGUAAUUAUGAUUACUAUUACCGCUUGUCGUGAUGUUUCCUGCAAAUAUUUAGAUAUGGUAUGAUUUAUUUCCCUUCGAACUUCUCGCCCUUAAGUCUGUCGGCAAGGCCUUAAAAAUGUGUAACGGAUCCUCUGGUGUUUCAGCGUUUUUCAUCUCUUCCAGCUAUUUUCGUGACCGUCAGUCAUGGUGUUACCAACCGAACUUAAGAUGCCAUGGCCUUGUGGGUUGAGGACUUGACAGUAGACAGCUUUAAGAUUUGCUUGAGAGAAGCCAAGAUCUUCGAUGGUCCACACAAGAACCUAAAAAUAGUAAGUAAACCCGAAUUUUAUAAGGGCUGUCAAUGGAAGAUUUAUUAGGAGUAUACAACCUUUUUCGGUGAAGAGAAGGGUUUUUUCUCUUUAUCUUCUUCCUCUUUUUUUUUUUUUUAAGACAAAGUUAAAUAAAGCAAAAAAUAAAAAUAAAUAAAGUGAAUGAGAAAUAAUUAUCCUUUACUCUUACCAUAAACAUUGAAGCUGCCUCCUGGCCGAGAGAAACUCAUGAUGAGUAAAAACAAAGCUUAAUAUUCUAAGAUUAUAAAAGGAACUCUGAAAAUGCGUAUUUGAUUCACAGAAUUGGAUGGCUCUCACUGACAUCACCAUAGAUAACUUUACCCUUAUAAAUAGUUUGGUAUUUGCCAAUACAAAUUUGCUAUCUCCGCGGCAUGAUUACGCCUUUUGUCAAGUAAGUCAUAUUAAUACGGGUCGUCUUCUCUUUAUUGGAUCUCAGAGUAUGCGUGAGUGUCAUCGUUUUGCAUCGCUUUUCCUUUAAAUUACCCAACCUAAGUCUGGAUUUUUUUUACCGUGACAAAUAUCACGCACUUAGUCGCUCCCAAGAAAGUAUGUCCUUGGAGCAGUUCUACUCUGUGUACUUGUUACAAUAAGUAUAUAUAUCAUAAUUUUAUUAUUACUACAAUUGUUAUCAAUUAAUUAUUGUUAUUAUUGUUUUAUUUUUUUUUUUUACAAUCCAGACUGUAAACUUCACAGAGCCUUUCUAUGCUCCCCUAGUCGUGUUGAUUACUGCAAAGCGAACCACUAAUUACCUUCAAUCCGGGUUUCGAUGCAACGCUGUCACCAGCUGGGUCGAGGUGAGUAAUGUGUUUUAUUAUUGAUAUGGCCCAGACUGUAAACUUCACAGAGCCUUUCUAUGCUCCCCUAGUCGUGUUGAUUACUGCAAAGCGGAGCACUAAUUACCUUCAAUCCGGGUUUCGAUGCAACGCUGUCACCAGCUGGGUCGAGGUGAGUAAUGUGUUUUAUUAUUGAUAUGGCCUCGAAAGCAAAAAAUUGAAAAAAUAGAAACAAAGAAACAAACAAAAACUGGACUAUGAUCACUAUGUUACCAUAUUGAAAUGAUUUCCCUUCAUUUUUUCUCUGUAUUUAGUACACAUCUAAAAUUGAAGCUCAGAUUUGCGUCAAAAGGUUUAACAGCGAUUCCAAAGAUAAGGAUGUCAUCACCGUCGACUACAUGGUGACUGGA